AUGGAUCAAGAGCUGUAUGAUGAAUUUGGCAACUACAUUGGUCCAGAACUCGACAGUGAUGAUGAUAACUUUGAUGAUGAUGAUAAUCAAGAAGAAGAUGCUGAAUAUGUGGAGAGAGAUGAUGAUGAGGCUGACAUGGAUCAGGACGAUACAGAUGAUGUAGGAGACAUGCAAGUGGUGCUCCAUGAGGACAAAAAGUAUUACCCUACUGCUGAGGAAGUCUAUGGCCCUGACGUUGAGACAAUUGUACAAGAAGAAGACACACAACCUUUGACAGAACCUAUUAUUACCCCAAUACAGAAGAAAAAAUUCUCCAUGGCUGAGCAGGAUUUGCCAGACACCAGCUAUGAUAUGGAAUUUCUAGCAGAUCUUAUGGAUACUCCAGAGCUUAUCAGGAAUGUAGCAAUUUGUGGACAUCUGCACCACGGAAAGACUUCCUUUGUUGAUUGCCUCAUAGAACAGACUCAUCCAGAAAUUGAAGGAGGUUAUGACAGGGAUAUGCGAUACACAGACAUUUUGUUUACUGAGCAAGAGAGAGGGGUCAGCAUCAAAUCUACACCUGUCACCUUGGUGUUGCCUGACACUAAAAACAAAUCUUUCUUGAUCAACAUCUUUGACACUCCUGGGCAUGUUAAUUUCUCUGAUGAAGUCACUGCUGCCUAUCGUUUGAGCGAUGGUGUUGUUGUCUUUGUGGAUGCAGCAGAAGGGGUAAUGCUGAACACUGAGCGACUGAUCAAACAUGCCCUCCAAGAACGUCUCGCACUUACACUUUGUAUCAAUAAAAUAGAUCGUCUCAUCCUGGAACUGAAGCUGCCCCCAGCUGAUGCCUACUUUAAGCUUCGCCAUAUCAUUGAUGAAGUCAAUGCCAUCAUUAGCAUGUAUGCAGAGGAUGAAACAUCACAGACGGUUUCCCCUGUCCUGGGCAAUGUGUGUUUUGCCAGCUCCUACUAUCGCUUCUGCUUCACCCUCAAAUCCUUUGCACACAUUUAUGCUGACUCUUUUGGUGGCAUCAAUGAGAAAAAGUUUGCUGAGCGUUUGUGGGGAGAUGUCUACUUCAACAGUAAGACGCGAAAAUUCAGCAAGAAACCAUCCCAUAGUACCUCCCAGAGAUCAUUUGUUGAGUUCAUUCUUGAGCCACUAUACAAAAUUUUUGCACAAGUUGUUGGUGAUGUGGAUGAAUGCUUACCUCGUGUAUGUGAUGAACUGGGGGUCCACUUGACCAAGGAGGAACAAAAGCUCAACAUCCGGCCUUUGCUGCGUCUUGUUUGUCGACGUUUUUUUGGAGACUUUACUGGGUUUGUGGACAUGUGCGUGGAGCAUAUAUCAUCACCUGUAUCUAAUGCUCGCUCAAAGGUUGAACAUGCCUAUACUGGACCUUUGACCUCAGAACUAGCUGAGGAGAUGUGCCUUUGUUCAGCAGAUGGUCCACUGGUCAUUCACACAACCAAGCUUUAUCCAACACAGGAUGGUACUAGUUUCCAUGUCUUUGGACGUGUUAUGAAUGGGACAUUGCAUUCCAAUCAAGAAGUUCGAAUAUUGGGUGAAAAUUAUACACUGCAGGAUGAAGAGGACUCUCGCUUUGGACAGGUUGGACGGCUGUGGAUUUCUGAAGCCAGGUAUAAGGUGGAGGUGAACCGAGUGUCAGCUGGCAACUGGAUACUGAUGGAAGGCAUUGACCAGCCAGUGGUCAAAACAUCCACCAUCACAGACAUGACACCACACGAAGAGGUUUACAUCUUUCGACCACUCAAAUUCAACACAGGCUCAGUGAUGAAGAUUGCAGUGGAACCAGUCAAUCCAUCGGAGCUACCUAAAAUGUUAGAUGGCCUGAGAAAGGUCAACAAGAGUUAUCCUUUGCUGACCACAAAGGUGGAGGAGUCAGGUGAGCACAUAGUGCUCGGCACGGGGGAGCUUUAUCUGGACUGUGUGAUGCACGACUUGCGCAAGAUGUACUCAGAAAUAGACAUCAAAGUUGCUGAUCCAGUGGUGUCAUUUUGCGAGACUGUUGUGGAGACAUCCUCUUUAAAAUGCUUUGCUGAAACACCCAACAAAAAGAACAAGCUGACCAUGAUCGCAGAGCCUCUAGAGAAGGGCCUGGCAGAAGAUAUUGAGAAUGAAGUUGUACAAAUCUCAUGGCCCAGAAAAAAGCUUGGAGAAUUUUUCCAGACUAAAUAUGACUGGGAUCUGCUGGCUGCCCGAUCAAUCUGGGCCUUUGGUCCUGAUGCUACAGGACCUAAUAUUCUAGUAGACGAUACUUUGCCUUCAGAGGUGGACAAAAAUUUGCUGAGUGCUGUGAAAGACAGCAUAGUUCAAGGUUUCCAGUGGGCCACAAGAGAAGGUCCCCUCUGUGAUGAACCAAUUCGCAAUGUCAAGUUCAAGAUUCUUGAUGCUACAAUUGCUGGUGAGCCCAUUCAUCGUGGUGGUGGUCAGAUCAUCCCAACAGCCCGCCGAGUGGCAUAUUCAGCUUUUCUUAUGGCUACUCCUCGCAUGAUGGAGCCCUACUGUUUUGUAGAAGUUAUGGCCCCUGCUGACUGUGUUUCUGCUGUUUACACUGUCUUAGCCAAAAGAAGGGGUCAUGUGACGCAGGAUGCCCCAGUGCCUGGAUCACCUCUUUACACCAUCAAGGCAUUCUUACCUGCUAUCGACUCUUUUGGGUUUGAGACUGACUUGCGCACUCACACCCAGGGCCAGGCCUUCUGCUUGUCUGUCUUCCAUCACUGGCAGAUUGUACCUGGUGAUCCCCUAGACAAGAGCAUUGUCAUCCGUCCUCUAGAGCCACAGCCAGCCACUCACUUAGCCCGCGAGUUCAUGAUCAAGACUCGGCGUCGCAAGGGAUUGAGUGAGGAUGUCAGCAUCAACAAGUUUUUUGAUGACCCUAUGUUGCUGGAGCUGGCCAAGCAAGAUGUCUUACUCAACUAUCCAAUGUAGGGCAUGAGAGUGAAGAGCAACAGAUUCUGUUGGGCAUCUGAUGGUGCUGAUCCUGGUGUGCAGACAGACAUGUUGCGGACUUACUAGUGCAAAAGUCAAGCAGACCUUUGCUGCAGACAUUUUAUACAAACUUGAAAUGCACAGCUUCUGUUGAAAGUGGACUCAACAAUUGCUGGGUGUAUUGUUUGUAUUUUUUAAUAUCAAUAGCAAGAAUACUAAAUCAUUUCUAUUCUGUUGAAUCUUCUAAGAUUUGCAUUAGCAUCAGCUGCAUACCUUUUGAAGAAAAAAAAAAUGAAGCAAUGUGCAUUGUGAGUGUGUGUGUAUAAGAGAGAACAGGAGUUUGUGCCGUGUUAUGUAUAUGCAUGCACAAGUGUGGUGGUAGUAUGAAAUUUUGCCAGAGACCAUUAAAUGUUGAAAACAUGUUUAAUAAAUUUCAGUUCUGUCAACUUAGUUAAAAAAA
Molecule: messenger RNA, 3388 nt
Organism: Pomacea canaliculata
Lineage: Eukaryota; Metazoa; Mollusca; Gastropoda; Architaenioglossa; Ampullariidae
Product: 116 kDa U5 small nuclear ribonucleoprotein component-like
Exons: 27
Coding region: 1-2928 (975 amino acids)
Biological process (GO): mRNA splicing, via spliceosome
Cellular component (GO): U2-type catalytic step 2 spliceosome; U4/U6 x U5 tri-snRNP complex; cytosol
Molecular function (GO): translation elongation factor activity; U5 snRNA binding; GTPase activity
Source: RefSeq, a predicted model, not a curated record